This is a messenger RNA of Ruditapes philippinarum (Manila clam), 2509 nucleotides long. RefSeq names its product latent-transforming growth factor beta-binding protein 1-like. Gene Ontology annotation, molecular function: calcium ion binding. The transcript has 17 exons. NCBI's taxonomy places the organism in Eukaryota, Metazoa, Mollusca, Bivalvia, Venerida, Veneridae. The record is from RefSeq and is a predicted model, not a curated record. The coding region runs from base 191 to 2509 and encodes 772 amino acids.
GAUUAUUUACGCAAACAAAGCUGACAUUACUAGCCAGUUCUAUGCAAGUACUGAUCCAGAAAAUCCAUUUGUUUAUAUUCCUGAGGAACCGUCCGGAGGAGGGACUUUGAUUAUUUCAAAAAGGGAUGAUACUCUUAGCGUUUUAUUUCCAACAAGUGGUAUCUCUCUGAAUAUAUCCUUGAGCGUGGAAAUGCUUUCUUUAAACACCGGGGUGCCAAAGGUAUUACAAGGGCUGACGACUGGAUUGUUGGGAAACUAUGAUGGUAAUCCCGAGAAUGACUUUACAAUGCCAAAUGGAACUGUCCUCCAAGGAAAUCUUACGGAACGAGAGGUUUUUGAAUACGGAAAGACAUGGUCGAUCAAUUCAAAUGAUUCUGCAUUUAUUUAUGAAGAUGGCAAGUCGCAUUUUGAUUUCCAUAAUGACUCUUAUAUUCCACGGUUUCUUGAUGAAGCUGAUCCUAACAAAAUAUCGGAAGCGGAAAAAGCUUGUAACGGCUCACAAAAUAUCGAAUGUAUUUUCGACCUCGUAUUUACUGAGAAAAUGGAAAUAGCUAAUCAAACAAGCAUCAUCAGAGGGGACUCAGACUCUACAACGGCUGAACUCGAAAUUACAGUGCCUACACUUUCUGGAUGUGAGGACAUAUAUGCUACGAAAGGUCAAAAUGUAAACUGCCGCUUAAAUUUUAAUUCUGGUGAUGAAGUCUACUUCCUAGAAAACAGUGUUGAUGCAAAGAUAAAUAUUUCAUCUUCAUCAGUCACAUACUUCCAAAAAAGCGAUGACCCUGUGAAGAUUCGCAUCGCAACGAAAAACAAAAAUGGUCGCUCAUCACCAAGUUUCGUGUUGAAUAUCGUUCUUUGUACACUGUGUAAUGGUCAUGGCGUGUGCAGCAAUGAAGCACGUGAGAAUAAAUUUGGUGUAGACAAUUUUAAAUAUGCCAAAUGUAUUUGUGAGCCGGAAUAUCAAGGAGACGAUUGUGAGAAUGAUUUUGACGGAUGCGCUGCAAAUCCAUGUUCACUACAAAGAACUUGUCAGUCUCUUACAGCUGACGAGCAGAAAAAACAAAAUAGGACAUAUACUUGUGGAUCGUGCCCAAAAGGUUAUACAGCAGAAACCGAAAACGAAUGCAAAGAUUUUGACGAAUGUGCAGAUAAUGAAGAUAUUUGUGAUCAAGUCUGCACUAACACAGAAGGUAGUUUUGAGUGCUCGUGCAGAGGUGGUUAUAAGGUGGAUAGUGGAAACAAAAGCAAGUGUAAAGACAUCAAUGAAUGUGACGUAGCCUUACAUAAUUGCACGCAUGAAUGUGUGAACAACGAAGGAGGAUUCUUGUGUCAAUGCUUUACGGGGUUCAAAUUUGAUUCUUCUACAUGGACAUGCAUAGAAACUUCCGAUGAGGGAAGUUGCACCGACACAGAAAAGAUAGCAUGUAUUGGCUCAUUUGGCUGUAGGAAAAUUGAUGGAAUACCCGAAUGUUUCUGUACUGACGGAUUUGAACUCGAUGAAACUAAAACAGUUUGCAAAGACAUAGAUGAAUGCAACAGAGGUGUUUGUCCACAUGACUGUGUAAAUACUAAUGGAAGUUUUGAGUGUGUUUGUUUCACCGGAUAUAAACUUUACGGUUCGACUUCUUGUAAAGCGUGUGCCAUUCCCUAUUGGGGAGGAAACUGUGCAAACAAAUGUGUCUGUACAGGCCGUGGUGCAGAUAGAUGUGAUCCAAUUAAAGGUUGUAUAUGCAAACCUGGUUGGCAGGGAGAAAAAUGUGAUAAUGAUAUUAAUGAAUGUGUUGCAACGGUAGAACAAUGUCACGAUCCAUUGAAAACUUGUGUCAAUAGUCUAGGUUCUUACACAUGCUCUUGUCGCUCUGGAUAUCAACUGACAGAUGAACAAAAAUGUGAAGACAUAGACGAAUGCACUGAUCCGCAGCUCAAUGAUUGUGAGCAGAAUUGUACCAACGCUGUGGGAAGUUAUUCCUGCAAAUGCAAAGACGGAUAUACGAGGCUAAAUGGAACAUCCUGCACAGAUGUAGACGAAUGUGCAUUGGGUUUGGACAAGUGUGAGCAAAGAUGUAUAAAUAAUCCGGGUUUUUAUUCAUGCUUCUGUUAUUUUGGGUACUCUGUCAAUGAUGAUAGACGUACUUGUGCUAAAUUGUCUGACCCAUGCUUGACUAUCAAUAACUUGACAUGCUCACAUUUCUGUGUGUUGGCAAGUGAAGAUGCAUCGUGUGCUUGUAUGAAAGGCUUCACUUUGGAUCCUGAUAACGAAACGUGUUCAGAUAUAAAUGAAUGUGAGAAUGAUGCAGACAAUAAAUGCCAUGAAAAUGCUACGUGUAUAAAUACGGCUGGGUCGUAUAAUUGCGAGUGUCCAGUAGGUACACAACUUGAAAAUGACGGCAGAACUUGCUCAGAAUGUGAUGACUAUCACUAUGGCAAGAACUGUUUGCAUGAAUGCAGCUGUCUUAAUGGAUAUUGUGAUAACAUAAAAGACCAGGGGACAAUCCCAUCGUUUUUUUAA